AUAAAAUAGACGUAAACGGAAAGUUUCUGUUUGAGUGUUGCCAGAUAUCCAAAGAGAAAGCAACUCGGUUAAAAAAAUCAAUUCCUUGGAAAUAAGUAAUCAAAUAUAUUAAUUCAACGCUAAAUAUUUUUAAUGUAUGUCUAUUUUGAGUAUAGUCUCGAGAAAUAACGAAUUCUUAGAAUAAACCCCUCAGUUCCAUUUUUAAGAGAGAGAAAGCCAUUUACGGCGGACAUGGCAACAUUUGCUCUGGUUAACGCCCUUUGUAUUGGCAUUGACCAAUCAGAUCUUGGAGCCCUUUUCGGUUUCUAGGUGAUGCUUGCAAACAACCCGUUGCUGUGGAAAAUAAAGAUGCAAGUCGCUGCUGUCCUAUAGGAUGACAAAGUAGUAUACUACAAAGGACUAGGAUAUAUUUAUUUAGAAGGACCAAGGACAUAACUCUGUAUUUAAAAUAAACUUAACUCAAAGUGAGUGAUGCCUCCUCCUGAAACAAUGUAUUGCGCCCAGCAGAUCAACAUCCCCCCAGAGCUGCCUAAUAUUCUGAAGCAGUUCACCAAAGCUGCAAUUAAAACACAGCCAUGUGAUGUGCUACAAUGGGCAGCUGACUAUUUUUCAGCUUUAUCAAAACAAGGUCAGGACAUAUCAGUCAAGGAGAGACUGGAAAUGCCAGUGGCAACUCAGAAAACGGACACAGGACUGACACCAGGCUUUCUAAAAAUCCUUCAUCAGCAGUUCGCACCUAACGAAAUCAUUACAAAAGAGGAGCUCAUUUGGAAGUGGAAAGAUCUGUGCUUGCCAAUUGAACAGCUUGACACAAUCCUUGCCCUUGGCAACUUCGGUGAAAAUAUCAAUUGGAUGGAGUUUUUUGCUUUAGGAUGCAGUGCAUUGGGUGGGGCCAUCAUGAGUGCUUUGAAACAUGCAUGUGAAAUACUCACAGAGGACACUGAGGGUGGUUCAGCCCAGAUUCCUUUCGACACAUUUCAGAGGCUGUACACAUACUUGGCCCAUCUGGAUGGAGAAAUUCCUAAAGAACAGAUCGACGGCUUGUUGCACGGUUUAGAGGAAGAGUGCCAAGGAGGAAUGGUGCAACCUUCAGAUUUUACAAGCUUCCAAAGCGCUGAGAAGUCGGAGUAGAAUCUAAUCCAGUUGUACCUCAGGUGGCAAUAUCUUACAUCACGCUCUAAAAAUAUUGAUCCUAGUUACUAUUGUAUGUCCUGUUUGCACUCUUUCUUCUGUAUAUUGUGAGGUGAUUUGCAUAUUUAACCUAAAUAAAUCCUCAAAUCUCCAA
Messenger RNA from Pimephales promelas (fathead minnow), 1285 nucleotides. It is a transcript of the gene ropn1l, whose product is annotated as rhophilin associated tail protein 1-like. NCBI's taxonomy places the organism in Eukaryota, Metazoa, Chordata, Actinopteri, Cypriniformes, Leuciscidae. The record is from RefSeq and is a predicted model, not a curated record.